AAACUGGGUCUGGGGGAGGAGUGGAAGGGAGGCGACGUGGCUCGGACGGUGGGCGGAGGUCAGAAGGUCAGAUGGUUGAAGAGAGAGCUGCUCAAACACGCUGACAAGAAGGACACGGUCAUCCUGUUUGUGGACAGUUAUGACGUGAUCUUUGCGUCGGGUCCCGAGGAGCUGUUGUCCAAAUUUUCCCGUCUGGGUCACAGAGUGGUUUUCUCCGCUGAGGGCUUCUGCUGGCCCGACCAGAGACUGGCCUCCAGAUACCCAGAGGUGCAUUCUGGGAAACGCUACCUCAACUCAGGAGGGUUCAUCGGCUUUGCUCCAGAGCUCAGCACGAUCGUCCAGCAGUGGAAGUACAAAGACAACGAUGACGACCAGCUUUUCUACACUAAAAUCUACCUGGACAAGACUCAGAGGACUAAGUUCAACAUGACUCUGGACCAUCGCUCCCGAAUCUUCCAAAAUCUGAACGGAGCUGUUGAGGAAGUCGUCUUGAAGUUUGAGAGGGCAAAGGUCAGAGCAAGGAACGUGGCCUAUGACACACUUCCUGUCAUUAUCCACGGCAACGGCCCCACCAAGCUGCAGCUGAACUAUCUUGGGAACUACGUUCCCACAGCGUGGACCUUUGAGAACGGCUGUGGGAUCUGUGACGACGACCUGCUGUUCUUCAACGACAUACCUGAUGAGGAGAUGCCUCUGAUUUACGUUGCCGUGUUUAUCGAACACGCCACCCCCUUCAUGGAGGAGUUCUUGGAGCGGCUGACGACGCUGAAUUACCCGCUGACGAGGAUCCGCCUCUUCGUCCACAACAACGUCGUGUACCACGAGCGCCACAUCCAGAGGUUCUGGGAGCGUCACAGAGCUCUGUUCCCGGACGCCGUGCUGCUGGUCGGUCCAGAGGAGAACCUGCAGGAAAGCAAGGCCAGAUCCAUGGCUGUCGAGGCGUGUAAGAAGGAUCCAGAGUGUGAUUACUACUUCAGCAUCGACUCAGACGUGGCCCUAACCAACCCCGACACCCUGAGGAUCCUCAUCGAGGAAAACAAAGUACGUCAGCUCCCGUCCGUCAUCGCUCCCAUGCUGUCCAAACACGGGAAGCUGUGGAGUAAUUUCUGGGGCGCUCUGAGUCCUGAAGGUUUCUACUCCAGGUCUGAGGACUACAUCGAGAUCGUGCAGGCCAAGAGGAUGGGCCUGUGGAACGUGCCGUACAUCAGUCAGGCGUACCUGAUCAAAGGCAGCGUGCUACGAUCCAGACUGACCCAGGUGGACCUGUACGUGGACUCAGAGAUGGACCCCGACAUGGUGUUCUGCAGGAGCAUCAGAGACCAGGGAGUCUUCAUGUUCGUGUCAAACCGAGACGAGUUUGGUCGUCUGGUGGCGUCGACCAACUUCAACACGUCCCAGCUGCACCCGGACAUGUGGCAGAUCUUCGACAACCCCGUGGACUGGAAGGAGAAGUACAUCAGUGAGAAUUACUCCAAAAUCUUUGAGGACGGCGAGACGUUUGUGGAGCAGCCCUGUCCGGAUGUUUACUGGUUUCCGGCCUUCUCAGAGAAGAUGUGUGAUCACCUGGUGGAGACGAUGGAGCAUAACGGAGGAUGGUCCGGAGGAACACACAAGGACGAGCGUCUGGCCGGUGGUUAUGAAAAUGUCCCGACGGUGGACAUCCACAUGAACCAGAUCGGCUUUGAGAAGGAGUGGCUGAAGUUCCUGAAAGAGUACAUCGUUCCCGUCACUGAAAAACUUUAUCCUGGAUAUUAUCCCAAGGCUCAGGCCAUCAUGAACUUCGUGGUGCGUUACCGUCCAGACGAGCAGCCGUCUCUGCGGCCGCAUCACGACUCCUCGACCUUCACCAUCAACAUCGCCCUGAACCACAAAAACAUCGACUACGAGGGUGGAGGCUGCAGGUUCCUCCGUUACGACUGUAAGGUGGAGUCUCCCAGGAAGGGCUGGUCCUUCAUGCACCCCGGCCGCCUGACGCACUACCACGAGGGUCUGCCCACCACCAAGGGGACCAGAUACAUCAUGGUGUCCUUCGUGGACCCCUAGACACGCCCACAGGACGCCUGUGUGUGUGUGUGUGUGUGUGUGUGUGUGUGUGUGGUUCGUCAUCACUGACAGAUGGGACUGAGGAAGACGUGAUGACCUUGAACACAUCGUCUCUGAACAUUUCCAACCCCGACUGUUACUUUUUCUUUUUUCAAAGGAGACCCUGAAUGCAUCGUCGCUGGACAUUUCAGAAUAAGAGUCACUUUAUUUUUAUUUAGUAUGUUCAGAUGAGAAAAUGUGGCAUUUCAAAAUAAGAGCCUUUUUUUCAGGGUUACAAUCAUUCGUCACCUGGAUGCCUUACCUGA
This is a messenger RNA of Plectropomus leopardus (leopard coralgrouper), 2348 nucleotides long. The record is from RefSeq and is a predicted model, not a curated record. NCBI's taxonomy places the organism in Eukaryota, Metazoa, Chordata, Actinopteri, Perciformes, Serranidae.